CCACUGUAAAUACGUCUGUAGGUCAUCUAGAAACCGGAUCUUUCCGUAAAUAUAGCGAAGUCCAGAUUAUUUCAAGUCUUAUAAAAAGUACCCACUUUCUUUAUUUCGUGUUCUCACAACAUUACGCAGGAUGUCAACUGAAAAAAUCACUUGUUUAUUAAACUGGCACGCAACUCCAUACCAUCUACCACUGUUUCUGGCUGAAAAGCUCGAUUACUUCUCGGAAGAGGGAAUAAAGGUAGCCAUCCUUGAGCCUAAUAAUCCCUCGGAUGUUACUGAAAUCAUUGGAUCGGGUAAAGUGGACCUUGGUUGCAAAGCUAUGAUUCAUACAAUCGCUGGCAAGGCUAGAGGUUUCCCCAUCAAAUCUAUUGGAACCCUGUUGGACGAGCCUUUUACCGGUGUGGUAUAUCUCAAAUCCAAGAGUGGAAUCACUGCUGAUUUUCAAAGUCUGAGGAACAAGCGUAUAGGCUAUGUUGGCGAAUUUGGCAAAAUUCAGCUGGAUGAACUCACUCGCCAUUACGGUAUGACUCCACAAGACUACAAGGCUGUUCGUGUUGGUAUGAAUGUGACUGGUGCCAUUAUCCGUGGCGAAAUCGACGCGGGUAUUGGCUUAGAAAAUGUUCAAAUGGUGGAAUUGGAAGAGUGGUCUGUCCAGCAAGGACGCAGCCGCGAUGAUGUCCAGAUGCUGCGUAUUGACGAACUCGCGGAAUUGGGCUGCUGCUGCUUCUGUUCUAUUCUGUUUAUUGGAAACGAAGAUUUCAUUCGGGCAAAUCCGGAAAAAGUCAAGGCGUUUAUGAAGGCUGUCAAAAGAGGUAGUGAAUAUAUGUUUCAACAGCCAGCUGACGCUUACGAGUUGUUUGUGGAAAUGAAGCCUUAUAUGAACAGCGACGUCAAUCGCAAAAUUUUUCAACGCUCUUUCCGCUACAUGUCUUAUGACAUGAAGAAUGUUCGAAGAGACUGGGAUAAGGUUACAAAGUACUGCAAGAGACUAGGUAUUGUGGAUGAUGGAUUUGAGCAGAACCAAACCAACGAUUUUCUUACUUGGUCGUUGAACCCGGAAGAUCCUGCUGGGUUCAUCCACCCCACAAUUGAAACUGGCGUUUUGAAUAAGUGCAAAGGUGAUUUGUGCAAGUCUGUCACUAGCGAAAGGGUAAUACCCAUUCAAGAGCAGUUGCAAGAUGGUCGACGCUAGGGGUGCCUGUUACAUCGCCAAAUUUGGUGCUGUACAUGGCUGAGAUCAUACUCUCAAUACCUGAUCAGGUUAGGACCUGCGAA
This is a messenger RNA of Umbelopsis ramanniana AG, 1275 nucleotides long. RefSeq lists its product as uncharacterized. Bases 131 to 1192 code for a protein of 353 amino acids. Gene Ontology annotation, biological process: thiamine biosynthetic process. The record is from RefSeq and is a predicted model, not a curated record. NCBI's taxonomy places the organism in Eukaryota, Fungi, Mucoromycota, Umbelopsidomycetes, Umbelopsidales, Umbelopsidaceae. The transcript is spliced from 3 exons.